This is a messenger RNA of Saccostrea cuccullata (small rock oyster), 1820 nucleotides long. RefSeq names its product tetraspanin-33-like. The record is from RefSeq and is a predicted model, not a curated record. Gene Ontology annotation, cellular component: plasma membrane. The transcript is spliced from 8 exons. Lineage: Eukaryota; Metazoa; Mollusca; Bivalvia; Ostreida; Ostreidae. The coding region runs from base 652 to 1815 and encodes 387 amino acids.
AGUAUAUGAUAUUUAUAUAUUGCUGCAUCCUGAAUAAUUAAGUGCACUGAUUUUUUUGUCAAUUUUUCUUCCUUUUUUCCGACUAUAAUAUUUAAAAACUGAAAACGGAAAUUACUUAUUAUUAAUAAGAAAGCUGUAAAUUGGGGCGGAUUUUUAAACAAAAGGCGUUUAGUGAUUGAUAUAACAUCUGAUCUGUGAUCAUUGAUUAUAGUAGCCGUGAAUAGAGACCGAGGGCAAACAGGAGUACGGAAUCCUCCGAUAUAAGAGGCAGACGUAACCCUCCACUGGGAAUGCUGAUAUACAGUGAUUUGUGAACAUGAAAAUAUCAGAAAAAAACGUAAACUUUCACUGUGUGUAUGAAACAUCUGUUCCUAUUCCUGCUGUGUAAAUUAAAGGAAGAUUACAUCGUUUUGACAAAUCUCUAUAGAGCAAAAACGCAAGCCUAGGUAAAUUGUGGGGGAAAACAAUUGGUUGUUCGGAUUCCAUGCAAUUUAUAAGGGAUAAGCUGGUUAGGAUUGUCAUAUUAACAUUUUAUUGGGAUAUAAUGAAAGGACUUCCGACCAAUGUUCCCGGAUGAUGUUGGAUUAAAAUGUCAAAUCUCAUCGGCUCUCCCAGAAUCUUACUCAUCAGAAUAAAGCUGUAUAGUUAGUGAUGGCGGGGAGUAUUGAAUUGCUAAACAGGGGAGAUUACUCCCCUUUGGCAAUCUCGGAUAACUCAGCCCUGACCGACAUCGAGUCACCGGAGGCUUCUCCUGCCCUCAGGACAAAGAUGACGUCAUCUACAAACGUCAAUUCAAUCGCAGAUGAUGGUGACAUUGUGUUUAUUACGUCAGUGACUUCAGAAACAGAACCAGAAUCACAGGAUUUUCCUCAUGUGAAACGAAGACCCAAAAAAUGUGACAAGACUUCCAGAGAUUCCGCACACCGGAAGAGCGUCCGGAACCGGGUUCGUCGUCGACUCAGCAGCUUCCACGAACAAAUUCCCGUCAAAAUUCAAAACUUCGUCCUUAAAUAUACACUCUUUUUCUUCAAUUUUUUAUCAUGGUUAGGUGGACUUGGGGCGGUGGGAGUCGGCACGUGGCAGCUCACAGACGACCAGAAAGUCAUCACGGACGCUGUAGACUUCGUCCUUGACCCAUUUAUCAUCCUAUGCAUUAUUGGUGCUAUCACAUUCACCAUUGCCUUUCUUGGUUGUGUCGGUGCUAUAAGGGAACAUGUUCUCAUGCUAAAAUCUUUUUACAUUUGUCUUUCAAUCGUACUGGUGAUUGAGUUAAUAUGUGGGGUCUUGGUCAUCGUGUGUUAUACCGAGCCCGCGGCCAGGGACUUUCUACGCCUCACCCCAGAAACGCUACUCAAACGCGCCAUAGUGCAGUAUAUGGAGGAUAAAAGUAUUAAAAAACUGAUGGAUACCAUUCAACGACAGUUUAACUGUUGUGGUAUCAGUGCUACUGACGAAGGCUACAAGGACUGGCGACUCAACAUGUACUAUAACUGCACGGAAGAGAACCAAAGUAUAUUCCGAUGUGCCGUACCAGAGUCCUGCUGCAUUUAUUAUCCGGGGGAACGAAUGAACACAAUGUGUGGUUUUGGGAAAACAGACAAAGACUUGAGAGAGGUGCAGUCCUGGAUCUACACUCGCGGUUGUGUGAAGGGCUUUGGAGAGUGGCUGUCUAAAUACGAGUAUAUAAUUCUACUCACUUCAUGUAUCGUCAUGUUUAUGCAAUUUCUUGGAGUAAUAUUCGCCAGAAUUUUCUCAAAGAGAGUAGAACGGCGAAUCCUGUGGCAGAACUUACAUCACCAUACAGAGGAGAGCUAACAAUU